Molecule: messenger RNA, 1835 nt
Organism: Protobothrops mucrosquamatus (brown spotted pit viper)
Lineage: Eukaryota; Metazoa; Chordata; Lepidosauria; Squamata; Viperidae
Product: cytochrome P450 26C1
Exons: 6
Coding region: 16-1662 (548 amino acids)
Biological process (GO): sterol metabolic process
Molecular function (GO): monooxygenase activity; heme binding; iron ion binding
Source: RefSeq, a predicted model, not a curated record
CUGCCCAGGGGCUCCAUGGGGUGGCCCUUCUUUGGAGAGACGCUGCACUGGCUGAUCCAGGGCUCCCACUUUCACAGUUCCCGGCGGCAGCGCUACGGCGCCGUGUUCAAGACGCACCUGCUGGGCAAGCCGGUGGUGCGCGUGAGCGGCGCCGAGAACGUGCGCAAGAUCCUGCUGGGCGAGCACAGCCUGGUCAGCGCCCAGUGGCCGCUCAGCACCCAGAUCCUGCUGGGCUCGCACACGCUGCUCAACGCCCGCGCCGACACGCACCGGCAGAGGAGGAAGAUCCUGGCCCGCGUCUUCAGCCGCGCCGCCCUGGAGGUCUACCUGCCCCGAAUCCAGCGCCUGGUGAGCUGGGAACUGCGCGGCUGGUGCCGCCGCCCGGGGCCCAUCGCCGUCUACGCCUCGGCCAAGGCGCUGACUUUCCGCAUCGCUGCGCGGAUCCUGCUGGGGCUCCGGCUGGAGGAGGAGCAGUUCGAGGAGCUUUCCGGGGCCUUCGAGCAAUUGGUGGAGAACCUCUUUUGCCUGCCGCUCAACGUCCCCUUCAGCGGACUGAGGAAGGGAAUAAAGGCUCGUGAUCUUUUACAUACUUACAUGGAGAAAGCCAUCUUGGAGAAACUGCAGAGGAAGGAUCCUGAAGCUCACCAUGAUGCCUUGGAUUUUAUCAUCAACAGCGCCAAGGAAUAUGGCAAAGAUUUCACUAUGCAGGAAUUGAAGGAAUCUGCAAUUGAACUAAUAUUUGCAGCUUUCUUCACCACUGCCAGUGCCACCACUUCUAUGAUCUUACUCUUAUUGAAACACCCGUUGGUCAUAAAAAAGAUCCAGCAGGAACUGGCCUCCAAUGGCUUUGCUGGACAGUGUCAAUGCUUUGCAGCUGAGGAUUUUCUAACAAAAUACCCGGCGGGCCAAAAAACUUUGCCUGCACAUGAGAAGGAAAACCAAGAUGGUGACUCCAGAUUUGGAAGAGAAGAAGGCCAAGAGACCAAGAUGGAAGAGAAAGGACCUAAUAUAAACAUCACGGCUAAAGUGUCCCAGGAGAUUGUCCAUGGAACUACAAAUGGUCCUAGUUCAUUGUCCAGCCUGGAAGACACAGGCCGGUUCUUUAGCAGUCUGGAAAGAUCUGAGUAUUGUUGCCACCCUUACUUGACCCUGGAGAAGUUGAAUCGUCUGCGCUACCUGGAUUGCGUAAUUAAAGAAGUUCUCCGUUUGCUGCCCCCAGUAUCUGGAGGGUAUAGGACAGCCUUACAAACCUUUGAGCUAGAUGGCUACCAGAUUCCGAAGGGUUGGAGUGUGAUGUACAGUAUUCGGGAUACACAUGAGACUGCCGGCAUCUACCAGAGUUCCCCUGAUACUUUUGAUCCAGAGAGGUUUUGGGUAUCGCCGGAAGACCGGGAGAAGCACAAAACUUCUGCUUCCCUCCGGUUUCACUACAUUCCCUUUGGUGGUGGAGUCCGAAAUUGCAUAGGCAAAGAACUGGCCCAGGUGAUUCUCAAGAUGCUUGCCAUUGAAUUGGUCAGCACAGCCAGCUGGGAAUUGGCCACAGCUCAUUUCCCCAAAAUGCAGACUGUGCCAAUUGUGCACCCUGUAGAUGGUCUUCAACUCUAUUUCCAUUCUCUGAAGGCUGGCCAUGAAAGCAGUGGAGCAGGCAAGGGCAACGCCUGAAUGCAUAGACAUCUCCAUUACAUCUCUAGCUUAGGAGUAGACUAGGACAGGCCUCUGAGGGAAAAACACCACUUUCAGCGCAAGCCUUUUCCACCUGCCUCUUGGUUGCGGGGUAAGAGAAAAGGAGGAACUCACUGCACUCUUCCUUAAAAGCCUGUGAAAUUGUUAGCAUC